This is a messenger RNA of Vitis riparia (riverbank grape), 1524 nucleotides long. RefSeq names its product mitogen-activated protein kinase homolog MMK1. Gene Ontology annotation, biological process: protein phosphorylation; intracellular signal transduction. Lineage: Eukaryota; Viridiplantae; Streptophyta; Magnoliopsida; Vitales; Vitaceae. Bases 142 to 1338 code for a protein of 398 amino acids. The record is from RefSeq and is a predicted model, not a curated record. Gene Ontology annotation, cellular component: cytoplasm; nucleus. Gene Ontology annotation, molecular function: MAP kinase activity; ATP binding. The transcript is spliced from 6 exons.
AAAUCUUGCAGAAAUUUCAGAUCUGUACAUUUUUUUUCCUUUUUUGUUUUCUCUUUGACUCUCAGCGCUCAUCUCCAUUUCUAGGGUUCCACAUAGAGGGAGAAGAAGGAAGGCGGUGAAGAAGAUAGAAAGGGAAGGGAGAUGGAUGGAGAAGCGCCACUGCCGGACGCCGACACGGUGAUGUCCGACGCGGUACCGCCGCCGGAUCCGCAUCACCAGCAGCAGCAUGCCCCGGUGCCUGGGAUGGAGAAUAUUCCGGCGACGCUUAGCCACGGCGGCAGAUUCAUCCAGUACAACAUCUUCGGGAACAUCUUCGAGGUCACGGCCAAAUACAAGCCUCCGAUCAUGCCCAUAGGGAAGGGCGCUUACGGCAUCGUGUGCUCGGCUCUGAAUUCGGAGACGAACGAGCACGUGGCGCUAAAGAAAAUAGCGAAUGCGUUCGAUAACAAAAUCGAUGCGAAGAGGACGCUUCGGGAGAUCAAGCUUUUGCGGCACAUGGAUCAUGAAAACGUUGUUGCAAUUAGAGAUAUUAUACCACCACCUCAGAGGACAGCAUUUAAUGAUGUUUACAUUGCAUAUGAGCUAAUGGAUACUGACCUUCAUCAAAUCAUUCGUUCCAAUCAAGCACUUUCAGAAGAACACUGUCAGUAUUUUCUCUAUCAGAUCCUCCGUGGGCUGAAAUAUAUACAUUCGGCAAAUGUUCUUCACAGGGACUUAAAGCCUAGCAAUCUCCUCCUGAAUGCCAAUUGUGAUUUGAAAAUAUGUGAUUUUGGGCUAGCUCGUGUCACCUCUGAAACUGAUUUCAUGACAGAAUAUGUUGUUACGAGAUGGUACCGAGCUCCAGAGCUGUUGUUGAACUCUUCAGAUUACACUGUGGCCAUUGAUGUAUGGUCAGUAGGUUGCAUUUUCAUGGAAUUGAUGGAUCGGAAGCCUUUAUUUCCUGGCAGAGAUCAUGUGCAUCAGCUACGUUUGCUUAUGGAGCUGAUUGGCACCCCAUCAGAGGCUGAGUUGGGGUUUUUGAAUGAAAAUGCAAAGAGAUACAUUCGGCAACUUCCUAUUUACCGUCGGCAGACAUUCACUGAAAAGUUCCCACUAGUUCACCCUGAAGCUAUCGAUCUUGUUGAAAAGAUGUUGACAUUUGAUCCCAGGCAGAGGAUUACAGUUGAAGAAGCCCUAGCACAUCCCUAUUUAACGUCUCUGCACGACAUCAGUGAUGAGCCUAUAUGCACGACUCCCUUCAGCUUCGAUUUUGAGCAGCACGCACUGUCCGAAGAGCAGAUGAAGGAGCUCAUCUACCGAGAGGCACUCGCAUUUAACCCUGAGUAUCAGAACUAUUGAUUAAUCCUGCUUCCUAACUAUUGUGGCUUUGAUUAGUGUGGUUUCUGCGCUUUUUAAUCAUAUGCUCAUGAUUUCCUGCUGUAUAUAAUUCCUAUCCUAAACCUGGAUGGCCCCUAAAAUUAAAAUGUUCCAUUGUGAUCAGACUUUGGGUGACUGAAACAAUUGAAAUGGUGUUUGCUUUGUUCA